Messenger RNA from Fonsecaea nubica, 2676 nucleotides. RefSeq lists its product as hypothetical. Bases 1 to 2676 code for a protein of 891 amino acids. The transcript is spliced from 4 exons. Gene Ontology annotation, biological process: DNA-templated transcription; regulation of DNA-templated transcription. The record is from RefSeq and is a predicted model, not a curated record. Gene Ontology annotation, molecular function: zinc ion binding; DNA-binding transcription factor activity, RNA polymerase II-specific; DNA binding. NCBI's taxonomy places the organism in Eukaryota, Fungi, Ascomycota, Eurotiomycetes, Chaetothyriales, Herpotrichiellaceae.
AUGGAUCCUCGUGGCAGCAUUGACAGCAUGGGUUAUGACAUGUCCCAAUUCGUGUCCCAACAGCCUCCACAAAUCUUUGGAGCAUAUCACCCAGACGGCACUCCUAUACCCCCGACUCUACCGCCUGGUGCAUAUUUUGGUGAUUUCAACGAUGGAGGUGCAGACGACAAUGAUCCCAAGCGCCGGCGCAUUGCAAGGGCUUGCGACAUGUGCAGAAAGAAAAAGAUCAAGUGUGAUGGCAAGAUGCCCAAAUGUGGUCACUGCAUCAACUACAAGACGGAAUGUAUCUUCACACAGGUCGAGAAGAAGCGCAAUCCUCCCAAGGGAGCCAAAUAUAUCGAGGGCCUCGAAAAUCGCCUCGGCCGCAUGGAGUCUCUAUUACGAAUGUCUGGCCUCCUCAGCGAAGAAGAUGUAGGAAAGACCGACUUGGGGACGCUGGAGAAGCGUCUCGCCGAAAAGGCCUCCUCAAGAGACUUCUCAACCCACAAGACAGACUCUCCGGGUACUGCGAAGAGCGGUGCUAAUUCUACCGUGGCCGAAAAUUCCCCCCGACCUGGCUCACAACGGGAAUCCCUUGAAACCCCUCGGGACAAUAUGACUUCUCCGAGUACAGAUGGUGAUAGACCAAGCAGGGACGACGUAGAAAAUCUUUCCGAAGCAAUGUGCUCGCUUGUCACCAACAACGUUGGUGAGACCAGAUACAUUGGAUCAUCUUCGGCCUUCUCCAUCUUCUCGAGUAAAGGUAUAGAGUGGGUCAACGAAAAGACCGGGGAUACUUCUUUCCAGGAAACCAUUCAAAACGCUGUCAACGAAGACGAUACCAAGUGGCAAUACUGGAAGCCCGAGGUGUUUGGAGACAUCUUCGUCCGCCGGGUCUUCAAGCCGCUGCCGCCAAAGGAAGAAGCUUUGUCAUUGUUCAAGGAUUUCUUUGAAAACUUCAACUGCAUGUUCCCAUUGUUCCAUGAACCUACGUUCAUGCACCUCGUCGAGAAACAAUAUUCCAAGGAUCCAUACGAAGGGAGCGGGUGGUGGGCGAGCAUAAACGUUGCUCUCGCCAUUGCCUACCGCAUCAGAGUCAUGAGUAAUGUUGUUCCGCAAGAAGAUGACCAAAAGGCAUGGCUUUACCUCAAGAAUGCCAUGGGCGUCAUCACCGAACUGACUAUGCGAAACACCGAUCUUCUGAGCGUUCAGGCUCUUCUCGGCAUGGCUCUGUUCUUGCAAGGCACACCCAAUCCCCAGCCGUCUUUCUUUCUGAUUGCUGCUGCCAUCCGAUGUUCACACACGAUAGGACUGCACAAGCGAGGAUCAGCGUUCAACCUCAACCCCAUCGAAGUCGAACAGCGAAAACGAGUCUUUUGGAUUGGAUAUCUUCUGGACAAGGACGCCUGCCUCCGGGCAGGUCGACCUCCUGCACAGGACGAUGAUGACAUGAACGUCGAGCUACCUUCGGAGGAUCCCCCCGAUAACAUUGGAAAUGUCCCGUUGGCCGACGGUAAGAGUAAGAUAAACCUCUUCCGCCUCAUGUGUGAAUUUGCCAUUAUUUCAAGCAAGGUGUACCGCCAGCUCUAUUCUGUCAGAGCUUCCAAGCAAAGUGAUGGUGAGCUUCUGAACACCAUCGGCGAGCUCGACAAAGAGUUGGAAGCUUGGAAGGACAGCAUUCCUCUGGAUUUCCGGCCGGAGCACGAGAUCAAGACGUCGCACACCCCGCUCAUUCUACACAUCGUCGUCCUUCAUUUCUCAUACUACAAUUGCUUGACUACAAUUCACCGGAUGUCGGUCCAUCACGGCUAUUGGACCAGUCGACUAUCGGAAUAUGCCAUCCAAGGUCUCAAUGCGCGGCCUCUCAAUCCAAGGGUCUUCUCUUCUGCGGCGCUCUGCGUUUCAGCGGCACGGGCCUCGAUCCACCUCAUCAAAUACAUCCCACAAGGUGACUUUGCUUGCGUCUGGCUGAUUUUAUACUUCCCCGUUUCGGCAUUGGUCACCCUUUUUGCCAAUAUCCUCCAAAAUCCUCAAGACACCCGUGCCAGAGCCGACAUAAAGCUGAUGGACCUCGUCGUCAACUUUCUUUCGAACGUCGCGCAUGACGAAGGCUCUGGAUCGCUGAACCGCAUGCUCACAGUGUGCUCAGAGUUUGCACGCAUUGCACGAGUGGUGAUUGAAAAGGCCGAGAAGGAAGGCUCAAAACGAAAACGCAGGCUUGUGCCUGAAGAAGUCAUGCGCGUCAACCAAUCAUCCAUGGCACAGGUUCAGGCACAGAUAAACGGGCGCAAAACCGGAUCUCGAAGAUCAAGUGGCGCUGGCGCCUCGCCACGUACUACGAGCAGCAUGCCACCAACAGCCACAACCGCCGCACCUGUGACACCCAGUGCCGGUAAUGGUGCAGGCAAUAACAUGAAAUCUAACAACCAGUUCUUCAACAUGCCAACAUUCGAUAAUGAUUAUACUGACCCGAUCUCGGCUCCAGGCCUGAGUCCAGACAUGGGUAGUCAGCAGAUGCCCAGUUCCACAAUGUCGCCUCUCAAUGUUGGGUCUUUUCAACAUCCUUUUGUCCCCCAGGAUUUGUGGCAGAUGCCGAUGACUUUCGAGUGGGAUUGGGCGGAGACAUUUGGACAGCCCACUUUUAACGACUUUAUCUUGAGCGACAAUUCAACUGAUGGAAUGAUGCCUCAUCCGUGA